Numida meleagris (helmeted guineafowl) is the source of this 2039-nucleotide messenger RNA. It is a transcript of the gene POGLUT2, whose product is annotated as KDEL motif containing 1. The transcript is spliced from 10 exons. The record is from RefSeq and is a predicted model, not a curated record. The coding region runs from base 301 to 1803 and encodes 500 amino acids. Gene Ontology annotation, molecular function: protein binding; glucosyltransferase activity. Gene Ontology annotation, cellular component: endomembrane system. NCBI's taxonomy places the organism in Eukaryota, Metazoa, Chordata, Aves, Galliformes, Numididae.
CGGCCCGCCCGCCGCUCGAGUGGCCGCCGGAGGAGGCGGGAGUCCGCCCCUCUCCCUCCCUUCGCUCAGUGCGGGAUGCUGCGGUGAGGAGAGCCGGCCGGCCGCUAGCAGCGACCCGCACGGGGACCAGGCGCCGCGCGUCCCGCUCCCUCCCCGCCCCAUGCGGCCGCGCCGAAGGCAGAACGCCCCGGCGCGGCGGUGAGGGAAGGACGAGGGUCCCGGCCUUCCCGGCUGCUUCCCCGCCCCGCUGCGCUCUCCGGACUCCUCGGCGGUGCGGCUCCGUCGGGGGUGGCCCUGUAAAUGUGUAGCAUUUGGCGGUGGUGCGUGGCGCUGGGGGUCCUCGCGCUGGGCGCUGCCGCGGGCGGCGGGGGCCGGCUGAGCGCCGAGCGCAGCGCCGUAUGGGGGCCCGGGCUGCGCGCCGAGGCCGUGCUCCCCGCGCGCUACUUCUACCUGCAGGCCGUGGACACCGAGGGGCAGAGGUUCACUUCAUCACCAGGUGAAAAUGCAUUCCAGGUGAAGAUCACUGCUCCUGAUGAACAGUUCACUCGGGUUGGUGUGCAAGUAUUGGACAGGAAAGAUGGUUCCUUCAUUGUGAGAUAUAGGAUGUAUGCUAGCUACAAAAGCCUGAAGAUAGAAGUCAAAACCAAAGAUAAACAUGUUGCAGAGUCUCCAUAUAUUUUAAAAGGACCGGUUUACCAUGAAAACUGUGACUGCCCUCAGGAGGAGAGCAGUGCAUGGCUGGAAGAGAUGAACUGUCCUCAGGUCUUUCCACAGAUUCAGAGAGACCUAGCAAAUUUUCCUGUUGUUGAUCCAGAUAAAAUUGCAAUAGAAAUCCCACAGAGGUUUGGACAAAGACAGAGCUUGUGUCAUUACACCAUCAAAGACAAUGAGGUUUAUAUAAAGACUUAUGGGGAACAUGUUGGCUUCAGAAUUUUCAUGGAUGCUAUACUUCUUUCUCUGACAAGAAAAGUGAAAAUGCCAGAUGUAGAAUUUUUUGUUAACUUGGGGGAUUGGCCUCUGGAGAAAAAGAAACCUCCACAGAAUCUGCACCCUAUCUUCUCGUGGUGUGGGUCCAGUGAGUCAAAAGACAUUGUCAUGCCAACAUAUGACUUAACAGAUUCGGUUUUGGAGACCAUGGGACGAGUCAGUCUGGAUAUGAUGUCAGUUCAAGCAAAUACUGGCCCAUCGUGGGAAGACAAGAACACCACAGCGUUCUGGAGAGGACGUGACAGCCGCAAAGAGAGGCUUGAACUUGUAAAGCUCAGUAGAAAAUAUCCAGAGAUUAUAGAUGCUGCUUUCACAAACUUCUUUUUUUUUAAACACGAUGAAAACCUUUAUGGCCCCAUUGUCAAGCACAUUUCAUUUUUUGAUUUUUUUAAGUAUAAAUACCAAAUUAAUAUUGAUGGCACAGUGGCAGCAUAUAGAUUGCCUUAUCUACUAGCAGGAAACAGCGUAGUGCUAAAGCAAGACUCCAUCUACUAUGAGCAUUUUUAUAAUGAGCUGCAGCCAUGGAAACACUACAUUCCGUUUAAAAGUGACCUGAGCGAUCUACUAGAAAAACUGCAGUGGGCGAAAGAGCAUGAUGAAGAGGCAAAAAAGAUUGCAAAAUCUGGGCAAGAGUUUGCAAGAAACAAUCUCAUGGGAGAUCACAUCUUUUGCUACUAUUUCAAACUUUUCCAGGAAUACUCCCGUUUGCAAGUGAGUGAGCCAAAAAUCAGAGAUGGCAUGGAGAAAGUGCAGCAGCCUGAUGAUGACCUUUUUCCAUGUACUUGCCACAGAAAAAAGACCAAAGAUGAACUCUGACAGAAUUUUUUUUUGUUGAAUAAUUACCUACAUUCAAAAUCACUUAUUAAGGAAAGAAGGAAAAUAUUAAUUAAAACCUCAGUGGAUAUUAUGAAGUUUACUCUGUCAUCUAUAUAUGGAAGAAAACCAGCCACCACCUAUUUCCUUUUUAUCAUGCAGUAGUGAUGGAGCUUUGUUCAAAAAACACUUUAUAAUUUUUAUUUUUUUUUUAAUAAAAACCAUGUUUGUAUCAGUCA